UCGGAGAGUUCACUUUGCCUUUGUGGGAGUGUUGUACUACAUUACGCGAACCACUGAAAGACAAGUUGAAAGCAAAGUUAAGGAUUUCAACUCGGCUGCCGUUGACAACAUUCGAGGAUAUCCGUGCGGAUAUCAAACUUUUUUUCGCUUGGUUGCGCCGUACUUUACUUUCCUUGUAUGAAGCGACUCUUUAGUGUGACUCGACUGGCCCUAAAAGAAUCCAUAUCUGGUCAAAGUAUUCAGCUGUCACAAAGCGGGACCCGUUCGCUAUAAAUAGCCCGGAUAAGCAGUGGAGGAGACUUCCUUUUGAAAACAUCGCUGGGCACUUAGUUGCCUUUUUAUUAAAUUUUUGGGGGGAGUCGCUGGGAUUCUAUUGCGCCGCCAUGUCCACCUCCUAUAAGAAGGAAGUAGUGAACUACAGGGACGUGGACGAGGAUGAACUACUGAAGAAACUCUCAGAGGAAGAGCUACAGAGGCUGGAGGAUGAGCUGGAGGAGUUAGAUCCCGACAAUGCCCUGUUGCCGGCCGGGAUGAGGCAGAAGGAUCAGACCAAGAAGGCGCCGACCGGAACCUUCCAGAGAGAGAACCUGGUAGCCCACCUGGAGAAGCAGGCCAAGGAACACCCUGACAAGGAGGACCUGGUUCCGUUCACUGGAGAGAAGAGAGGGAAAGUCUUUAUACCUAAGAAGGUGGUGGAUCCCAUCAUGGAGAAUGUAACUCUGGAGCCAGAGCUGGAGGAAGCACUGGCCAACGCCAGCGACGCUGAGAUCUGCGACAUUGCCGCCAUUUUGGGAAUGCACACUCUGAUGAGUAACCAGCAGUACUACGAGGCUUUGGCCAGCAGCAAUAUAGUCAACAAACAAGGCCUUAACAGUGUUAUCCAGUGUACUCAGUAUAAGCCUGUGCCUGAUGAGCAGCCCAACUCUACUGACGUGGAGGAGACGCUGCUGAGGAUGCAGAGGAACGAUCCUGACCUGCUGGAGGUCAACCUCAACAACAUCAAGAACAUUCCAGUGAAGACGCUGAAGGCCUAUGCAGACGCCCUGACGGAGAACACUGCAGUGGAACGCUUCAGCAUCGUGGGAACCAGGAGUAAUGAUCCCGUAGCCUUUGCUCUGGCAGAGAUGCUGAAGGGGAACACCACACUGAAGAGUCUGAACAUAGAAUCCAACUUCAUCACAGGGACGGGCAUCCUGGCUCUCAUCGCCUCACUGCAGUCCAACACAACCCUGCAGGAACUCAAGAUCGACAACCAGAGCCAGCCGCUAGGUAACAAGGUGGAGAUGGAGAUAGCCAGCAUGCUGGAGAAGAACACCACGUUGUUGAAGUUUGGCUACCACUUUACCCAGCAGGGCCCCAGGCUGAGGGGCUCCAACGCCAUGAUGAACAACAAUGACCUGGCUCGGGUAAUACGAUCCGAUCAUCACUCGGACGGUUCCUUUACUCUCACUCUGUCCGUGCCGGAACUGGAGAGGGCAUUUGGUAAAAAGUUCAAGCCAAAACUCACCAAGCCCAAGACCAAGAAAUAAGAAAGAGAAGGCUUGAAGGAGGUCCCAUCUUCCCCAAGUGUCGGACAAGCGUGUAGCGCCGCCAGGCACUGCCCGGCCCCGCCCAGCCCCGUAUUCAGCCAGACGCCCUCCAACAGAUAUCCCAUCAACCCCUGCUUCCCCAACCCUAACCUCGACCCCUCCGCGUUGACCGAAAUCGUUCCAAUUCGAAUGUCAGGGGCUUUGGCAAACCUUGUUCCUACUGUGGCAUGGAGUUGAUCUACUAUUGUACUAUUGUUUCCUUCACAGUUUUCUACUGAUAUUGGUUUAGAUAUCUUCGGUAAUAAUAAUAUCUGGUAAUUGUGACAUAGAGAAGCAGCCCACCUAUACAGAAAAUAUUUAUUUUGUUGUUAGUUUGUUUACUGGAGAUGAACUUGUGGUGGUGGAAGAUUAAAUGGUGUUACACCCAUAAUGUAUAUUGUACCACAUGCCAUGGGCAACAGGUAGCCUAGUGGCUAAGAGCGUUGGGCCAGUAACCGAAAGGUCGCUGGUUCAAAUCCCCGAGCCAACUAGGUGGGUAAAAAUCUGCCAAUGUGCCCUUGAGCAAGGCACUUCACCCUAAUUGCUCCAGUAAGUCACUCUGCAUAAGAGUGUCUUCUAAAUGACUAAAAUGUAAAUGACUUAACUUGGUUAUGACGUUAGUACCACAUUAUGUAUUUCAGCAUUUCGCAACCACUUAACGUAAUGUUUUUCAGUGUGAGGUUCAUAUAAGAUACGUUUUUAGUCUGCAACUCACACUGUCUGUAAGCAAUGGCACAUAAAGGUUACAUAGGAGCUAUGUUCAGAGGAAUUGUUGCAGAUUUAAAAACAUUUUGGGGUGUAAGUUGUUUGUUUGUCCAAGUUUACCCCAUGGAGACAGCCACUAGAAGCUGGUCCUAGAUCAGUUUGUCCGCUAUUGUGUAAAUUCUGUAGUAUUACUGAUCUCUAGUCAGUUUAAGUUUUCUCAGUCAAAUCUUACACAGAGGUUGCUACUAAGCGUUGGUUCUAGAUCAGUUUUGUGACGAAGUCGAUAUCUGCUAUGAUCCUUUAUUGAUAACACUUGUUAAAUCCAGAUCAGUGUAGAUGAAGGGGUGGAGACAGGUAAGUAUUUUGAAGCCUUGAGACAAUUGA
Molecule: messenger RNA, 2657 nt
Organism: Salvelinus namaycush (lake trout)
Lineage: Eukaryota; Metazoa; Chordata; Actinopteri; Salmoniformes; Salmonidae
Product: tropomodulin-1-like
Exons: 11
Coding region: 384-1529 (381 amino acids)
Biological process (GO): pointed-end actin filament capping; myofibril assembly; muscle contraction
Cellular component (GO): striated muscle thin filament; myofibril
Molecular function (GO): tropomyosin binding
Source: RefSeq, a predicted model, not a curated record